Molecule: messenger RNA, 2766 nt
Organism: Botrytis byssoidea
Lineage: Eukaryota; Fungi; Ascomycota; Leotiomycetes; Helotiales; Sclerotiniaceae
Exons: 2
Coding region: 1-2766 (921 amino acids)
Biological process (GO): double-strand break repair via homologous recombination; DNA double-strand break processing involved in repair via single-strand annealing
Cellular component (GO): site of double-strand break
Molecular function (GO): damaged DNA binding; Y-form DNA binding; flap-structured DNA binding
Source: RefSeq, a predicted model, not a curated record
AUGGAGCAAUGGAGGAAUGGCAGACGCGAAUUGUUUGAGCAGUUGACCAAUAUCUGCAAUAACAUCGAGCAGAAUCUUGACAAUGAACUCGUGAACGGAGACAAUACAAUUAUUCGAAAGGAUGAAUUGGAAAAAUUGCGUCUGAAGGCAAAUUCCUUCGAAAUUGAUAGCGAAGAACAUGCUGCCCAGAUCCGAUCGAACGAGAAUUCGCUACAAGAGAAGGGAUUGAGAAUUAAGAUUCUGGAGGAAGAUGUGUCAAGGCUCAAGGAGGAGCUUCGAAUGAACCAAAAUGCGGUAACCAGGGCAGAUAAACUUGAAGAGGAGAAUAGGCAUCUUCUGGAGGGAUUGAAGAAAUACCAGAAUGUGACUUCGAGGGUGGAAUAUCUUGAGGAGCAGAACAAAAAGUUAUCGAUAGAAUUAGGUCAUGCGGCCAUACGAGCAAGAGAUGCCGAGCUUGCUAGUACCGAUAAUGAGAGAUCAAGUUCAUUUGACAACGGGCAAGUACCUUCGAUAGGCCGGCAAUCGAAUUAUAAAGAACUCGACAACGAGCGCAAGCGCAUCAAGGAACAAUGGCUGAUGCAGAAAGAAAGGGCAGAUAAAUAUGCCGAAAUUUUGCGAGAGAAGAAUGCGCAAUUACGUCGAUGGGAAGCGUGGAACAACGAGCAGCAUAUAUCACAUACUGACAAAGCUGACGGAUCUGAAGUACAAGCGCAGAGAAGCCGGAAGUCGAGGUCGAAGUCGCAAGAUUUGGAAGGAAGAAAGCCUACGAUACCCAGCAACCAAGGACAUGUUGAUGUCGCUCUUCAGCAGACCGAAGUUUAUGUAACGAGUCCUAUAAAAGAUCUUCCACCGAAUGAUAACAAUCGACAGUCUGAUGUGGAUGAUCCUGGCCACGAACUUGGUCGAAAUGAGGAAGUAGCUCAUGAGUCUCCACAGCUUCCGAGGCAUGUGCAAAGAUCCCAGCGUGUGGCCAGCACCGGGGAAACUCCGUUUCUGCCCAUUGAACCAGGUAAUUCGAGUUCGACUCAGGAUCCAGAAUCCUCACCAUCUGGUAGUAGGGUGAUUGCUACUGUCGGUGAGUCGAACAUAGAGACGCCCAAGAUACCAUCAUCCGACGAUGCCCCAGAGUUUAUAUCUACUCGCCCAGUGAGGAAAAGAAAAAGGAAUGAGCGUGAACCACAACGAAACCCUUUACCUAAGGUUAAGUUAGAGGAACCUGAGUCCAGUAGCCCGAUCACAGCAAGAAUUCUUCAUGCAAGCGAAAGUCUGGAUUUAGAUGACAUUGGUGACAAGGUUGUCACACCAAGAAAGCGGCGUCGAGCAUUUAUACCAUACAUCGAAGACGUCGAGAACCGAGUUGAGAAUGCGGUGAGUGAUGAUUUGCUACUAGAUGGCAAUAUGAACGAGCAAAACCAAGUCCCUGCACCUGCCACCAUUGGGCAGCCAGGAAGGACAAUGAUCACGCCAGCUAGUAAGAGAGGCAAAAGCUCAGUUGGAAAACCUCUGCGACCACUCAGUACCAACCGUAUACUUCCAAAUACAGUGGACCCUAAUCUACCGACUAAACGUCAACGAAAACCAAGUGCUAGCAUUAGAGGGGUGGAGGAAAUACUCGAAGAUGGAGAGUCAACCAGUCCCGCAAAAACCCCCGUAGCUGCCGGGAAAGGACGCAUUCACUCUGCUGACCUUCUUGAUAAUCUUCUUUCAAGCUCUCCGCCGACAAAAAUCACCGCCUAUCCAACACCGCAAUCUGUAGCCCCAGAAGUAGGAUCGGUAAUACUUCCGCCGUCCAAGUUAUCGACAGAGAUAACGAAAAAUCGCCCUGAGAAGCAUAAGACCUUAGCUACACAGGAUGAUACUCCGGUGCCAGGAAGAAGGACGAUUAUCAGCGACGAAGGAAAUGGGCUGAUCAAAACAGCUUCCAGCCGUCCUCGAAGUGUUAUCAAGAAAGAGACUUCCGGACCAGAACGAAGAGGAUCUGUUGGCGAUGAAGGGCCUGAAACCGCCAAAAAGCCCACUAGCCGUCCUCGAGCUGGUAUCGUGGGAGAGAUUUCUAGACCUUCAUUAAGAGGUUCAAGACGAGGCUCAACAGAGACACCUCGCGAAGCAAGUAGAUCGCCUACCAAAAUUACUCCAAAGUCCAAGCCAGAACCUUUCAGGGCACCGACAACAAGUAAGGGAAGAUCAAGAAGAGGAGCUGGGCGAGAUCUUGACUCGGAUGAUCCAGAACGAGAGCCUUACCGAUUACGACCUGUGACUACGCUAAAACUCGAUCACUUCAAAAUAAAUCCAAACUUCAAUCAAGGUUACGAUUAUGCAUACACAGAAGUAGUUCGUGGUAAGGAUCGUCAAUGUCUUCCGGGUUGUGUUAGAGAAGAAUGUUGUGGUAAACAAUUUGGUGCUUUAGCGCAAGCCCUGUAUCCCAUGAGGGAAAACCCUACAACUUCACAAAAGGCAGAGGAGGAUACACUUCUUGAAGAGUUCUUAGGUGACAACAAACAUAAGAUUUGGACAAUGGGAAAAGAAGAGAGAAAGGAUAGUUUAGCACAAGCUAGAAAAUGGAAAGCAUCCAACACAAUGGGGAAGCAUAAAUCUGUUGUCCCGAGGAGAAGUACACCACCUGGAUUCUGGGAGGCUGAUUUCCCUACUACACAAGAAGACGAGGCAUUCAAGAAGAAGCAAAAGAAAAUAGAGCGAGAAAAGGUAGCCGAAAGAUAUGCGGAAGCAAUGAGGCCCGGAGGUGCGUGGUUAUUCAAAGACGAGUAA